This is a messenger RNA of Drosophila suzukii, 1558 nucleotides long. Its product is annotated as protein phosphatase PTC7 homolog. Gene Ontology annotation, molecular function: protein serine/threonine phosphatase activity. Gene Ontology annotation, biological process: protein dephosphorylation. Gene Ontology annotation, cellular component: mitochondrion. NCBI's taxonomy places the organism in Eukaryota, Metazoa, Arthropoda, Insecta, Diptera, Drosophilidae. The record is from RefSeq and is a predicted model, not a curated record.
GUUCGGCAUUCGUUUGAAUAGCACACAAUCCAUUUGAUUUUUGAAUAGAAAAACACAGCAUUUUAUUAGAAAGAAAGCGCUGGCGAUGGAUGUGGAAUUCAGUGUGGAAAUGGGCGGCACUCGUCGAACGAUCCAGCGAACGUUGAUCAGUUGCUGCGAGCAACUGCUCGAGAUAGCCCUGAUUUUGACCUAUGAAAGUGGUCAAUUCUUGCGCCGUUUGUGGGGACGAAAACCCCUCGAGAAUCCGCAGAGUGGUCAAGAAGCAAGUGGUGAUGGUUGGAUGUUCGGGAAUCGUCAGUAUCGUAGUCAAAAUCCCAGGAUGUUUGUUCAAAAACCCGAAACAGCUUCCCAUGAAUCCUGGAAUUCGCGUGGCGAGGGUGAUUUCCUUCGGUGCGAGGAUAAAAUCGACCGUCCAGUUCCGCGACUUGUGAGCGUGGCCUGUGGUUUUGCCAAGGACCCAGCUGAAUAUCCGGAAUAUAAUCGUGGGAAAUUCGGUGAGGAUGCCUGGUUCAUGUCCUCCAAUUCGCAGUCCUACACAAUGGGCGUGGCCGACGGCGUGGGCGGUUGGCGAAAUUAUGGCAUUGACCCCGGUGAAUUCAGCAUGUUCCUCAUGCGAUCCUGUGAACGAUUUUCGCAGGCCAAGGAUUAUGUGCCGGAAAGACCGGACUUACUAAUUGGACAAGGCUUUUGUGAACUCCUGGAGCAAAAUAGGCGCAUUGUGGGCAGCUGUACCGCCUGUAUUUUGUCUCUAAAUAGAGCGAAUAGCACUCUGUAUACCGCAAAUAUCGGAGACAGUGGUUUUAUGGUGGUGCGAUCUGGUGCGGUGGUGUGUAGAUCCCUGGAACAGCAGCACCACUUCAAUACCCCCUAUCAAUUGUCUUCUGCACCGCCGGGUCAUGAGGAUAAUGUUCUAUCCGAUGGUCCCGAAACGGCGGAUUGUAUCAAAUUUCCUGUCGAACUGGGCGACGUAAUCCUGCUGGCCACCGAUGGGGUGUACGAUAAUGUCCCCGAAAGCUUUCUCGUCGAGGUUUUAACGGAAAUGUCAGGCAUUUCGGACCCAGUGCGUCUUCAAAUGGCCGCCAAUACGGUGGCCCUGAUGGCCCGAACUUUGAGCUACAAUCCGAAUCACGAUUCUCCGUUUAGCCAGAAUGCCCGAAAACUCAACCUCGAGGCGUCGGGUGGAAAACCAGAUGAUGUUACGGUUCUUUUGGCCUCGGUUGUCUAGUGUCUGACCAACUGGAGAAUCGGAAAUGGCAUAGAAGAUUCAGGAAGACGGGGCUUGGCUACAAAGCUUUUGUAGAAUCAAAGAGAUGAGUGAAAGAACUGUUGGUCCCUUGCAGAAUUUACUAACAAAUGGGAAAGAGCAUUUGUUAGUAUCAGCUGUUUUGGAAAAGCUGGCCUUAAAAAAACCAGAGAAUAUUCACUGGCAACAGUUCUUCUCUUAUCCCUUGAUGCUACACCUUUUCUUCUCGUACGUCAACCGAACCACUUUUUUCAUCACUCCUCAUUUUUAACAUUCUGUUCAAAACAAUGCCAUGUAGAAAACAAAAAUAUUUCC